Molecule: messenger RNA, 780 nt
Organism: Colletotrichum orchidophilum
Lineage: Eukaryota; Fungi; Ascomycota; Sordariomycetes; Glomerellales; Glomerellaceae
Exons: 3
Coding region: 1-780 (259 amino acids)
Source: RefSeq, a predicted model, not a curated record
AUGGCACCAAACGACAAGCCUUGGGCCAAGGCCCUCUUGAAGUUCCCUGGCCUGGACUUCAAGAUCGACGAUGAUGCCCCCCUCUUCAAUCGCCGCCUUAAUUCAGCUUACCUGAAAAUGUUUGCGAACAAAAAAACGCACCCCGGCAACACCGCCAUGCUCAAAAUCCAGGAGCACAUCGCCAGUCGCGGAAACGUCUUUUUUCGCCGCGUCAUUGAGCUUAGCCUUUCGGGCUCGCAUACCAAGCGCGGUGCACUUUAUGUUGCUACUCUCACCGACCUCGCUGAAGAUUCGCGCCUCUCUGCCUCCUGGAAUGGCGAGGUCCAGCACGAUUCAUUGAUUCUCGUCAUGGAUAUCAUCGUCCAGGCGCGCAUCCAGUACCUGAACGUCACGGGAUCCACCAAUGACAAGGAGCCUCCUCGCAUCGUUGGCACCUUCAUUGCCACUCUUGAUGAGUGGAUCGCAGUCAUCGAUGCGGGCGAGCAGAAGGCUGCCACUGCCUCCGACACGCGCCCUCCCGGUAACGAGUUCUCGCUGCCUUAUCGCCCCAACCCCGCGAAGGCUUCUGAGUCAGCCAAGCCGAAGCAGGUCAAGCUUGCUCAGGAGAUCCGCUCCCCCGAUGGGAACAAGCGCCGAAUUGAGGAGAUGAAGGCCAAGAUUCGUGACCUUGAGUCCAAUAUUGAGGACCAUCGCUCCAAGAAGGAGUCUCUCGAAACCGCCCAUGAGACUCUCCGCGAGGAGCUCGUUGAGGCGCAGAAUGCCCGACGAAGAAUUUGGUGA